AUGGAAACCUCAAUUGUUAAAGUGACAAAAGGUCUCACUAAAGCAGCAGACUGCCGAGACGACACCAAACUCCUGAUGCAGCCGUAUGCCAACUGGAAGGAGUACCUGACACCAGCACCAAUGUCCAUAGCCAUUUUGGGAGAGCUGAUCUUCAUCUCCUCCAAGACAGAUUUUUCUGUUCGUAAAGGGGGCCCAGACGGUGGUUUCAAAUAUGCCAAAUACCCUGACUCAUUCCGUGCUUGCCUCAUGCAAGUGUGCAAUUCUGGGUGGCGUGCAUUCAAUGAGGCACACAAGAAUAUGGACCAGAUUCGUCUCUACACCAACAGUGUACCAAACUACAUCAAGACGGCAGUGAAGAUACUUCUCCAGGAUGAUGACAACCUUGUGCAGGCCAUGCUCCCAGACCAGCUGGAUAACAUUAAGAACAUAGCUGAUGACUGCCUGCAACUGGCUGAGUCAACAGAGGAAAGGUUCACUGAGGUCAUUGAACUCAUCCAUGAGCUCCUUGAAAGUUGCACCAGUGCAAAACAGGUGUAUGGGGCUGAACUGGAGGAAGUCAGAAAGAAGAUUGACGAAUCAGAACUAAGGCAAGCAGCUUCAGAGGAGGCCAACAAACGUGCCGAGCUGGCCUUCAAUAACAUGAGCAAGCAGCUGGAGGAGGCACAGGAGAGCUUCAAAACAUCAAUGGCCUCAAUGCCAGAUGGCUGGACAAUUAUGGGAAUGGAUUUUGCAGGAGCAAUGGCUGACAGUGUCACAUCAGUUUUUUCCGGGAUUGCAUCCAUAAUUACUGCCCCAGUGGCACUUCCUAAAAAGAUAUAUAAUGAUAUUGGGAAGACCAUAUCUUCUUCAGGCUCCAAGUCUGCAGGCCAGAUGGCCUCAGAUAAUGCCCGCUUUCGAAUAGAGCAGAGCAGAGCCCAGCUUGACAAAGUGAGGGACAUAUAUGAGAAGUGUGCUGACAACAUGGAGAAAAACAGGAAAGAGAUGACUGAAAUUCUUGUCACCAUGAGAAACUGUAAAGUCAAAGAGAUAGGCUUCUCCGAAACCAUAAAAAUUCUGUCUGAGGGUCUUCAAGCGAUGGGAAAGGUGAAGGAGCAGUGGCAGAAGCUGGUGCGCUUCUUCCAGAUGGUUUCCAACCUCAUGAAAACCAGCCUGACCAAGUCCCUGGAAGAUUUCGCUAAAACAGGUGAGAAGGCAUCCAACACAACAUUGAAAUACUCUUCAAAAAUGUUUUUGAAAGACAUGAUCUACAGCCAGGCUUUCUAUGCGUCCAACAUUGCCAGCCUGGUUAAUAUGAUCGCAGGGACAUACACUGAGGUGUCUGACAAGUAUCUGAUGGAUCCAGUGAGCAGAUUGAGCAAACUCAUGUGUUUGGAUGUCAAUAACCCAGAGUUCAGCCGUGAGCGAUUACAAUUUGCAGAUUCCUGUGAGGUAGCUGAAGAAGGAAUAAGAAAUCUUGUGAUGAAAAAUAAAGAUGACUUUGAAAGGAAGACCAUGCAAAGGCUGGAGAAAAUCGAGAGUGGGCUGAUGGCUGUGCUACCUCCAGAAUCAGAAGAGAAGAAAAGGGAAAUUCAGGAGGCAGUUGAAAUCGCAUCCAAGGAAGAUGAGGAUGAAGAUCAAUACGCUUGA
This is a messenger RNA of Conger conger (European conger), 1626 nucleotides long. RefSeq lists its product as uncharacterized. The transcript is spliced from 2 exons. The record is from RefSeq and is a predicted model, not a curated record. Lineage: Eukaryota; Metazoa; Chordata; Actinopteri; Anguilliformes; Congridae. Bases 1 to 1626 code for a protein of 541 amino acids.